CUUCCAGAACUUUAAGAUGCCUGAGGAUUUCACAAAUACAUUGCAUGAAGGAAAAAUACUCUUCUGUUGAUAGAAGAUCUAUGUCAAAGUGGUCAAAUCUAAACUCAAAACUCUGCACUAGAGAUGAGAGAUAUUACUUACUUUCCCAGCUUUUCUACUAAUUUGAGGAUUUCUGAUACUGCUGAGGUCUUUGCAGUUUUGCCAUCUGUAAGGUUCUGUCCCAGGGCCAGGUCCUGUCCAGCAUCAGCAUCCACACCCAGUGCAGUUCUUGGAGUUCUCGUCAUUCUAAAACUACUUAAGGAAUGUACCUGACAACUUGGGUGGAAAAACAUUCUUUAGAUGUAAAAGACUGAAAGAACUGCUGUAUACACUGGUCUCAGUGUUCACCAAAAUUCCAGAGCAAAUGAAAAUAGUACGAAAUGAUGAGAGACCAUCCAAGAUUGCUGGUUGGAGCUCCUCGGGAAAAGGCCUUUCCAGCCCAACAAGCCAACAGAACAGGAGGGCUGUACAGCUGUGACAUUGCAUCUCCAAAUACAAAUUGCCUGCGUGUCAAAUUUGAUGAGGAGACUGACCCAAGGAUGGAGAGUAAAGAAGACCAAUGGAUGGGUGUAACUGUCCAGAGUCAGGGGCCUGGAGGAAAUGUGGUGACGUGUGCGCAUCGCUAUGAGAAAAGGCAGUAUGUAAACACAGUGCAGGAAACCCGGGAUAUCAUUGGAAGGUGCUAUGUGCUGAGCCAGGACCUCACUAUUAAGGAUGAUAUGGAUAAUGGAGUGUGGAGUUUUUGUGAUGGUCGUUUAAGAGGCCACGAGAAGUUUGGUUCCUGUCAGCAAGGUGUUGCUGCUACUUUUACUAGAGACUAUCAUUAUAUUGUGUUUGGUGCCCCAGGCACUUACAACUGGAAAGGGGUGGUUCGUGCAGAGCAAAAGAAUCAGACAUUUUAUGAUCUGGGUAUCUUUGAUGAUGGGCCUUACGAAGUUGGUGAUGAGAGCCGCCAGGAUAAGAAUCUAGUUCCUGUUCCAGCUAACAGUUACUUAGGUUUCUCUUUGGACUCUGGUAAAGGAAUUGUCUCCCAGGAUGAGAUGACUUUUGUGUCUGGUGCCCCAAGAGCAAACCACAGCGGAGCAGUUGUUUUACUAAAAAAAGAAAAAAAUCAGAGAGCACUUUCCCUGGAGCACAUGUUUGAAGGAGAAGGGCUGGCCUCCUCUUUUGGCUAUGAUGUUGCUGUUGUGGACCUCAACAGUGAUGGCUGGCAGGACAUCGUUGUUGGGGCCCCGCAGUACUUUGACAGGAGCGGGGAUAUCGGGGGUGCCGUGUACGUCUACAUGAACCGCCAAGGCAAAUGGGCAGGGGUGAAGCCUCUUCGCCUAAACGGAACCACUGACUCCAUGUUUGGGCUUGCAGUGGAAAAUGUUGGGGACAUUAAUCAGGAUGGAUAUCCAGAUAUUGCAGUAGGGGCUCCAUAUGAUGGUUUUGGCAAAGUGUACAUUUAUCAUGGAUCCGAGAAUGGAAUUAAUACAAAGCCAGCACAGAUUCUUGAUGGCGAAAAAACAAACACAAAUUUCUUUGGCUACUCUAUUGCUGGAAAUAUGGACCUGGAUAAAAAUUCCUACCCCGAUGUUGCUGUUGGUUCCCUGUCAGAUUCUGUAAACGUGUACAGAUCUCGGCCUGUGAUAAGCAUUAGAAGAAACAUUACAGUACAGCCUGAUAGAAUUGAUCUAAAGAAAAAGAACCCUGAGGACCAUGGUGAAAUCAGGAUGAAUGUGAAAGCAUGUUUUAAAUAUACUGCAAACCCCAGACAUUUAAAUCCAAGAAUAAAGAUCAAUUACACGUUUGAAGUGGAAAACGAGAGGCGGCAGCUGGGCCUGCCCUCCAGGGUGCGCUUCAAUGACCACUCCUCUGAUCAGUUCACUGCAAGUACAACCCUCAGGGGACAGAACUCCUGGGAGUGUGUGACUACAAAGCUUAUACUGCAGGAAAAAAUUAAAGAUAAGCUACGUCCCAUUCCAAUAUCAGUCAGUGUUAAAAUUGCUGGCCUGGAAUCACCAUCCAGGAGAAAAGAGAGUGCACUUCCAGAUCUUACACCAAUUUUAAAUGCAAAUGAAUCUGAAACAGAGACCACAAAAGUGGAGUUCUUAAAAGAAGGAUGUGGAGAAGACAAUGAAUGUCACAGCAAUCUUAAGCUUCAGUACCGGUUUUGUACAAGAGAGGGAAAUGAAGACAGGUUUACUUACUUACCACUUGAAAAUGGCAUGCCAGUGCUUGUUCUAAAAGACCAGAAAGAUAUUGCCCUGGAAAUAACUGUGACAAACAAUCCAUCUGAUGUAAAAAAUCCACAGAAAGAUGGUGAAGAUGCAUAUGAAGCUAAACUAAUUGCAACUUUCCCAGAUAGUCUGACAUACUCUGCAUUCAGAGAGAUGAGGGGUUAUCCUGAAAAACAGCUAACAUGUGGUGCUAACCAAAAUGGUUCCCAAGCAGAGUGUGAACUUGGAAAUCCUUUCAAAAGAAAUUCUAAUGUAACCUUUUAUCUGAUCUUAAGUACCACUAAGGUUAAUGUUGAUACAACAGAUUUAGACAUUAACCUGAAACUGGAAACAACAAGCACUCAAGUUAAUUUGACUCCAAUUACUGCUAGUGCUAAAGUGGUUCUUGAAUUGCUUUUAUCACUCACUGGAGUUGCUAAGCCUUCUCAGGUAUAUUUUGGAGGUAACAUCAUUGGUGAGAGUGCCAUGAAAUCUGAAGAUGAUAUUGGGAACCUCAUAGAGUAUGAAUUCAGAGUAACUAACUUGGGCCGACCACUGAAAACAUUUGGCACUGCUUCCCUUGACAUCCAGUGGCCAAAAGAAAUUAGUAAUGGCAAAUGGCUGCUUUAUUUGAUGAAAAUAGACUCCAAAGGUUUGGAAAAAGUCUCCUGUCAACCUGAGAAUGAAAUCAACAGUUUGCAUGUUGCGGAAUCCCAUAACUCAAGAAGAAAACGUGAAAUUGCAGAGAAGCAGAUUACAGACAGCCAGGCAUUUUCUUUAUUUUCAGAAAGAAAAUACAAGACCUUGAGCUGCAAUGUGAAUGCACGCUGUGUGGAUAUAAAGUGUCCCCUGAAGGGUUUUGACAGCAAGGCAUCUAUUGUGCUGCGUUCCAGGCUGUGGAACAGCACCUUCUUAGAGGAAUACUCAAAAAUGAAUUACCUUGACAUUGUUGUUAGGGCUUCUAUCAGUGUUCCUGCUGCAGCUAAGAAUGUUAAACUCACAAAUGAAGUUGCUCAGGUGCGUGUUACUGUGUUUCCUGCAAAACCAGUAGCCCUUUAUACAGGAGUUCCAUGGUGGAUCAUUGCAGUGGCUAUCCUUGCUGGAAUACUCAUGCUUGCACUGUUGGUAUUCUUACUAUGGAAGUGCGGGUUCUUCCGGCGUUCCAGGUACGAAGACAGUGUCCCCCGCUAUCACGCUGUAAGGAUUCGAAAAGAGGAGCGACAGAUCAAGCAUGGGAAAAGCCAAGACCUUGAGACAAAACAGUGGUUCACCAAAUGGAAUGAAAAUGAAAGUUACUCUUAGGCAAAAAUGUUGUUCAUGCACAAAGUUCAGGUAGAGGUUAAGGUUUUCAUUCAUGGAAUACUGAUGGAGUUAGACUUGUGAACACUACAGACAUUCACCAUUUGAUUGUAGAUAUUACUACUUACGUUGAGCCUUCUAUUUGCACAGUUAAAAUGGCUUCAACAGACUUCAUUUGCCUUAUUUAAUUUCCACACUGCCUCUACACCCUCUUAAAUCUAACCCACACUUCAGAAAAUAUUAUGCUGAAGUGGGGUCUUUUCUGCAGAAUAAGCAAAACCACUACAUCAGACCUUUUGAUCCUCCCAUGCUCCUGACUUUCUUCCUAGUUAUUUAAGGCAUGCAUGAUUAAGGUCAAGAUGAGUUCUCCAUUGUUCCCUCAAUGCACAGUGCUUUAUAAACACACAGUGGCCUUAUCACACUUUGUUCAAGUAUAACUGAAGACCUGCGAGUCUGCUUUAGUCAUAACCUUUGCCUGCUGCAGUAGUUAGGGCUUAACAAAAGCAUCAUCUUAAAUUACACGUGCAAUGGGUUAUGUUGUUUGAUUUUGGGUUAUUUUUUUUUAAGAUCAGAUUGUGUGAUUCUUGCUCACACCAAAUACACACAGGUUUUUUUAAGAGAGGCUUGAAUAUUAGAUGUACUUUCUGUAUAUAUAUAUUUUAGUCAUUUUUGUAUUUAUUUUUAUUUUAAAUCAUUGUCUGACUAACUGGUAGGCUGAAGACUACUGAAUUUUUAAAUCCACUGUUCUGGUUUUUGUGUUUCUGUGUUUGAACUUCAGAUUAUGAGACCUGAGGCUUUUACUGCAUUUUAAUAAAUCACUGAAGGUGCCAAUGCUUUCUAAAAUGUAAAUAUUUAUGCAAAUGAUGUGUAUGGGUGCUUUCUUUUCCUGAUGCUUGUAACAUCAGGUCCUGUAACAUGAUUUGUAUAUUACUGUGGACUGUUUAACAAAUUUGGACACCAAACUGAAGUAAUAUUUUAGAUGCCAUUUUAUACUCACUGCAAGAAAGUGAAAAGUCCUUUGGAAACCUCUUUCCAGCUUCAUAAGGACUUCCUGGUUGGCAAAAGGCCUUGACUACUGCAACUGUUGUAUAGCACUUGGAGGCUACAGAGCCUUACUCACCUUAACUGUCGGGAUCUGAGCUGAUCCACGUUGAGACUACUGAAUCAUCUUGAAUACCUGAAUGUUGAUAAAAGCAGAACCACGUUAUUAGUAAUUUGGUUAUUGUAACAUAACUGAGAAAAUGAUUUAAAGAGUUUACUUUUUUACCCAUAUUCUAAAGCCUUGGUACUAUUUAAGAACAGAUUUAGCUCACAGUUGUGUAUUCCAUGUGGAACAAGAUUCUGCUCAAAAAGUAUGCAUGUUAAUUGCUUGUACUAUGAACUAUGCAAAAACCUCUUGGUACUUUUUCCCUUUAUAGGGUAAAAACCUGCUAGGAGGGCAGUUGUCAAAUAUCUUAUUUUUACUGCUAACUUUGAAUGUACCUUCUUGGAAGGUGUGGUCACCUAAAAAGUUACCUUUAGUAUUAACUAAGAUGAGUCUAUUAAACUAGAUAAUCUCAGUAUGUUAUGACCCUGACUUAAUGAGUGCUUACAUAAUAAUUAUGUAUUAAUAUCUUUAGUUAUUAAUACAUAAUUAAUAAUGUAUUAAUAUAUUUUAGAAUCCUAGCUUAUUUGCUUAAAAGCUCAGCAGCAUCAGAAGCCAGGCUAAUCAGGGGCUAAGAAGCUUGAGAAAUACCCUUGAGUAUAAAAUCAGAUUGUGGCCCUCAUCUAAGAACAUGAAUGUCUUAGCAGUGUUAAAGUUCUUGAAAAGUAAGUCACGUCACUGGUAUAUUUUUAUCUCAAACUUCUGUUAUACCAGCUAAGAAUGCUACAUCAUUCCAUGAUUAGAAGUUACCUGUGGAUAUUUGUAUAGAAGUGUGAAAUAAAUUUUUUUAAAUUAAA
Molecule: messenger RNA, 5480 nt
Organism: Passer domesticus (house sparrow)
Lineage: Eukaryota; Metazoa; Chordata; Aves; Passeriformes; Passeridae
Gene: ITGA6
Product: integrin subunit alpha 6
Exons: 29
Coding region: 420-3542 (1040 amino acids)
Biological process (GO): cell adhesion mediated by integrin; leukocyte migration; cell-cell adhesion
Cellular component (GO): integrin complex; external side of plasma membrane
Molecular function (GO): integrin binding
Source: RefSeq, a predicted model, not a curated record